This is a messenger RNA of Paramecium sonneborni, 749 nucleotides long. Lineage: Eukaryota; Ciliophora; Oligohymenophorea; Peniculida; Parameciidae. The record is from the annotation of a GenBank genome assembly.
AUGGAAGAAUUAUGUGAAGAAUAAGGUAAAUUUGUGAAUUUUUAAGGUUGUUCUAUUUAUAAUGGAGACGAUUGUUAAAGUUUUUCAUUCUCAUGCAUAUAUGUAUUGAAAUAAGAGGUUAUUGUAUAGACCGUUAAAUUGAGUAUAAUAAUAAGAGUAAAAAAGGAGCGUUUUGUAUAUGGAAAUAAUUAGAUUAAUUGGGAUGUUAGGAUGUAUAAAGAUGUGAAGAUUUAAUUAUGUAUUUAUCAGAUCAUAAAUAAUGCAAUUAAGGUCUGUAAAGUUAUACUAUAAAUAUAAUGGUAAGAGUUGUAUUAAUCAGAUGGAAUAUGCAAUGAUUUCAUACAAGAAAGUUAAUGUUAUUCAAUACUAAAUAAUAAAUAGAUAUGUUUUUGGUAAAAGGAAAAGGGAAGUGUUUGGAGAAAAUAUAUGAUAACUUUGUCUUUAAGACUGAUUAUGAAUGUAGAUCAUAACUAAGUGAAUGCAUGAUACAACAGAUGGAAUUAAUUGUUUCAUUAGAGCUACUUGUAAUGAUGCUAAAAUUAAAGCAGGAUAAAUAACUGAUGAUAAUCUAGGAAAUAAAUAAGAAAAAUGUUAGAAUAAGACAUGUUAUACUGCAAUCAACAAUUAUAUUUAGUGUUAAGAUUAUGAUCAAAUAUUGGAUUUUGUUGCAUCUGAAAAUAGAGAUUGUAAGAAUAAACUUACUAUUUAUUCUGAUUAUUAAAGAUCUAUUAGGAUUAAUAAAAAUGUGA